This is a messenger RNA of Daldinia childiae, 300 nucleotides long. RefSeq lists its product as uncharacterized. NCBI's taxonomy places the organism in Eukaryota, Fungi, Ascomycota, Sordariomycetes, Xylariales, Hypoxylaceae. The transcript is spliced from 2 exons. The coding region runs from base 1 to 300 and encodes 99 amino acids. The record is from RefSeq and is a predicted model, not a curated record.
AUGAAGUUCGCAUCAAUCAUUACCCUGGUACUACCGACAGUAGCGCUAGCUCAGAUAUCCACCCCUGUCGUCAGCGAUGCUCCGGCACCUUCUGGACCCCCAGACUUGUCAGUCUGCGAAAAGCAGGCUGGUACUUACGCCGACGCUUGUCCUAGAUGUAAUCCAAAGUGUGUAGGCUCGUCUGCUUACGAGGAUUGUCUAUAUAGCGUAUUUUCAACGAUCAACGGUAUUCAGUCUCAAUGCUGGCAGCACGGCGGCAACAACUGCAGGGAUUUGGCUAUUAACCAAGUUUGCGGCUGA